Messenger RNA from Castor canadensis (American beaver), 1547 nucleotides. RefSeq names its product pseudouridine synthase 1 (gene Pus1). The record is from RefSeq and is a predicted model, not a curated record. Gene Ontology annotation, molecular function: pseudouridine synthase activity; RNA binding. Lineage: Eukaryota; Metazoa; Chordata; Mammalia; Rodentia; Castoridae. Gene Ontology annotation, biological process: tRNA pseudouridine synthesis; mRNA pseudouridine synthesis. Gene Ontology annotation, cellular component: nucleus.
GGUCAGAGUUCGGCAGGGGUCAGAGUUCGGCAGGGUUCCGGGAGGCGAGGGUCCGGCGCCUGUAUCCCGCCGCGCAUGGGCGUCCCCGGCCUGUGGGCCGCGCUGCUGAGAGCCUGGGGACAGUGGACCGCGCGCCUCGGCCCGCGCGCCCCCGGCUGGCUCCCCAUGGCAGGGAACGAGGUGCCCCCAGCGCUGGCCUCAGUCCAGCAGAACAGGAAGGCCCGCGGUGGCUGGGUCUGGCAGGAGACGCAGCAUCCGCCCAAGAGGCUGAAGGGCAGUGAGGAUGAGGAACCACCGCGGAAGCCGCCCAAACGCAAGAUCGUGCUGCUCUUGGCCUACGCGGGGAAGGGCUACCACGGCAUGCAGAGGAAUGUGGGGUCCUCACAGUUCAAGACCAUAGAGGAUGACCUUGUGUCUGCCCUGGUCCAGGCAGGCUGUAUUCCUGAAAAUCAUGGCACAGACAUGAGGAAGAUGUCCUUCCAGCGAUGUGCCCGCACAGACAAGGGUGUGUCUGCAGCUGGCCAGGUAGUGUCCCUGAAGGUGUGGCUGAUCGAUGACAUUCUGGACAAGAUCAACAGCCACCUUCCAUCCCACAUUCGGAUUCUUGGACUGAAGAGGGUCACGGGUGGGUUCAACUCCAAGAACAAGUGUGAUGCUAGGACCUACUUCUACAUGCUGCCCACCUUUGCCUUUGCCCACAAGGACCGGGAUGUGCAGGAUGAGUCCUACCGCCUGAGCCCCGAGACCCUGCAGCAGGUCAACAGACUCCUGGCCUGCUACAAGGGCACCCACAACUUCCACAACUUCACCUCGCAGAAGGGGCCCUGGGAGCCCAGCGCACGGCGCUACAUCCUGGAGAUGUACUGUGAGGAGCCCUUUGUGCGGGAGGGCCUGGAGUUUGCAGUGAUCAAGGUGAAGGGCCAGAGCUUCAUGAUGCACCAGAUCCGGAAGAUGGUCGGUCUAGUGGUGGCCAUCGUGAAGGGCUAUGCCCCCGAGAGUGUGCUGGAGCGCAGCUGGGGGGAGGAGAAGGUGGACGUGCCCAAGGCACCUGGGCUUGGCUUGGUCCUGGAGAGGGUGCACUUUGAGAAGUACAACCAGCGCUUCGGCAGUGACGGGCUGCACGAGCCUCUGGACUGGACACAGGAGGAGGGGAAGGUGACGGCCUUCAAAGAGCAGCACAUCUACCCCACCAUAGUCAGCACUGAGCGGGAUGAGAGGUCCAUGGCCCAGUGGCUUAGCACCCUGCCUGUCCAUGACUUCGGUGCCACAGCACUUGCGGCAGCCAGCACAGGCGCCAAGGUUCCCAGUUCUCUGGAGGGCAGUGAAGGGGACGGAGAUACCGACUGAGGCCACAGGAGCUUCCACUGCCAUGGGCUGUCCAGAGGCCGGGAUCUCUGUGCCGUGCCUGUCACCAGGACACUGGAGCUAAGAAUUCUGGGGCCUGCCUGCUGGAUGUGGCCUCACUCCAUAACCUCAGGAUCUUGAAAUUUCAUCCCUGCCUCAGUCUCAUUUCAGCUCAUGCUUUAUGUGUACACACCUUGGCAUAG